Schistosoma mattheei is the source of this 3844-nucleotide messenger RNA. The record is from the annotation of a GenBank genome assembly. NCBI's taxonomy places the organism in Eukaryota, Metazoa, Platyhelminthes, Trematoda, Strigeidida, Schistosomatidae.
GUCGAUCCCAUUUAUUAUAAAUGUGAGUAUAUUUCUAGAGCAUAGCGUACUUCUAGGCUAGACAUGGCGAGAAUAUAAUUUAUGGACAAACUAAUUAGAUUUACGAUAAGAGGUCUUGGAUUUCGGCACGAAAUUCUUUGAGCAUUUGGCAUUUUAACUGAUGUCAGUUCUUAAUGAAAACCGUCAAUCUAGUUUUUGUCCUUAACCAUCAACUGUAAAUCACAAUCCUUAUCUUUCACACUGGUUUAAAUGCCUGAUUUAGUCCUAGUCGUUAGGUGGGCAUUCUCAAUUGGCCUUAAGGCCACUCAAAGGUCGUUCAUAAAUUAGCCUCACCGCCUUUCCCCUUUUUUCGCUGAAUUUUUAACAAAUUGUCUUUGCCCAAUUUACAGUGGAUUGUCUGCUCCUCACAUACAUUUAUUACACACUACCUACCUUAAUUUUACGCUUAUGCAGAUCGUCUACUCAUUCCAACUUUCUCCAAGCUCAUACAAAAUUAUCUGUUUCCGGCUUAUAUGUCUCUCGUGCUGUCCUCUGUAUCUGUCAGGAAACAAUCUUUUCUACUCAGUGGACUUAGUUUAGAAAUAUUGUACGUGAUUAAUGACGCUUAUAUACUGGAAAUCAAAUUAUAGCUUACAAGGAUGCAAGUUACCACCUAAUCUCCAUAUUUUGGGGUUUUCCACAAAUUCGUGAAAAGUUUGGCAGUUUCCCCAAUGUUUCAAGAGAUUCUCGGGAACAACCCGAAAGUGUUAUAAUAUUCUGGGCAAAUAUUUGGGGAAACCCAAACAUUUUGUGGUUUUCUUGCCAUUUCCCUAGAAUUUUCUACUGCAAUUUUGUCUAAAUUUGCCAAAAGCGGAGAUUUUUCACAAAAUAGGGAGAUUGAGUAGGUGCCUGAUACACCUUGUAAGUACCGAGAUCUGGAAAAAUGUUAAUGGCAGUUAGUGCAUUAUUUAUCAGUAAUUUGUCCUAAUUUUAAAUGUCAUACAAACGAACUACAUGUCUAAUUGUCCCAACGUCUCACAUGUAAGUGAAAUAGAUAUAUACAUAAUUGAUGGUUUAUUAGAAAAUUAUGAUUGCAAUAUAUUUAAUUUCAACGCCAGUAUCACCCAACUGGUACAUUAACGUUGUUAUUCGGACGCAUGGUAACCGUCCUCUGAGUUCCGAAUUUUGAUAGCAAUCAUGGUUGUAGAGUCCCAACCCUUAUAUUAAUGUCACACUUCAAUAUAUUUUUAUCACUAACAACUGAUAAAAUAAAGUCAAACCGUACAGUAAUGUUUGUUAACACAACACUACACCUAGAGGAUAGCAGUAGGUUGUCAUUUCAAAUUAUAACUUACACUACCUUUCCUCCUUCAACGACGCUUUUGAAGUUUAUCACUCAUUUCGCGCCAUAACGUUUGCUUUACGAUCAAGAAUAAAAAAGCCAGCUUUGUUUCGUAUGCCGCCGUAAAGUUUACACUUCUGAAGGGCUGUUCUAGCUUUAGUGCCAAGUAAUAUAAAGUGGCUGUCUACCUCGGGUUUCAUAACAAGAUUUGGCGCAUGGAAGUUAUGCGGUUAUUAUCCGGCAAUCGCAACACCAUCGCCCCCAAGCUCUCAACUUUGGGGUAUUUUGGGGAAACCCGCAAAGUCAAGUGACCUUUACCAAGGUUAAAGGGGAAUUAUUGGGAAAUUUCCUCAGGUCUGGGGAAAUUUCGGGGUUUUAGUGCCAUUUCCCCAAAGUUUACUGUAGCGGCUUCCCCGAAAUUGGGAACUCGAGCCUUGGUAAUGUUAGAUAAUGAUAAAAAUAUUAGUGAACCUACAAAUUUGUUCCUCGCGCUUUUCUGAAGACAUGGAUUCAUGGUCUUCACUUCUGGUUGAGGGAAGAAAAUACUAACUUAAUAAUCCAAUACUGAAUCUGUAUGGAUUAUUACGUGCAUCAGACUUAGACCGUUACACUCAAGCCUAGUUUUGCUGGUGCCAUGUUAUGCAAAGCAGUGUGUAGUUUCACAAUUCUAGAACUGGUUUAAAUUGAAAAUACUACUUAGCUGCGAUCCUACUGUCAACAGUUGCUGACGCGUAAGUUGAAGGCGACUUUCGUUGAACUUAUACGUUGACAGAUAUGACGUACCAAUUUUGCAUUCAGUGGUAUUUGUGUGUCCAACGACCUGACACCCGAUUAUUGGACGCAACUGUUUCCAGCCUGUAUUUCAGCAAUAUCUCUAUCAACGAAAUUUUGCAGGUAAUCUUGUUUCCGUUUCUGUCUCUGCAAAACAUUGACAUGAUUAUUGUAGCCGGAGAAUUUUCUGGACGAUAUCAUUAAGUCCUUGGCGGUCUGUACGCCGUCUAUAAAAAACACAUGUAUGUUUGUUACCACAGUAGUGAUUAACCUCAGUCUUAGUGAUCGACCACUCGUCAUAUAGUUGAGCACCGUUGUUCAUGUCCAUAUCCAUCGAGUUAGCAGGAUACAUGGAUAGUUCGUUACUGAUAAGCCACUUGAUUACUAUAUUAACUACCUAAUUUUGACAGUUGCAGACUGUAGUCGUAGGCCUAUGAAUAUUUCAAAUUCUCCUUCUAGUUCAAAUUAAUGUGUGGGUAAGCAAGAUGAAAAUUUACUACCGUAAAUAUGGAAAAUUCACCUAGGUCAAUUAAAGAUUUACAUUCUAGUAAUCCGUUAUCCUCAUUAUCAGUAAGUAGUCUGGGUUUAUUGGGGACCUGCUUUUGUAUAGAAAGUUAUUCUAGUGCAAACAAGCCGAGAUUUUUCAACCUCUUCUUCAUUGAUAAAGAGGUUUCAGAUUAAUUUGGGAGUCUAUAGACUAAACCUAACCUCCAUGUGUAUAAGGCUUCCAUAUUGUUAAGGUUUGUUUUCCGCUGUUUUUAUUAGUAUAAUGUAACAGUUACAAAUGUCAGUAUGAUUAUUUUAUUUUCCAGUGUAAUCAUGGAAUCCUUAAAAAUGAAUGAUGGUCGUUCUAUUCCAGUCAUUGGUCUCGGAACAUGGAAUAGUCCACCAGGUGAAGUUGGAGCGGCCGUGAAGAAAGCUUUAGAAGUCGGUUAUCGACAUGUGGACUGUGCUCAUGUUUACAGAAAUGAAGCAGAAAUAGGUGAAGCACUGGAAAGUGCAUUAAAGAGUCUAAAAUUAAACAGAGACGAUGUUUUUGUUACUUCAAAGCUGUGGAAUACUUUCUUCCGCCCUGAGCAUGUCAGGAAAGCCUGCGAAGAAACUUUAAAGAAUUUGCGUCUUAAAUAUCUUGAUUUGUACUUAAUUCACUGGCCUGUUCCAUUCCAAUAUGGUGAAUCUCUUUUUCCCACUGAUUCGAACGGAAAUUUCUGUUUAGAUGAAGUACCACAUGAAGAAACUUGGAAGGAAAUGGAAAAACUGGUUGAUGAUGGUUUAGUCAGAUCUAUUGGUAUAUCAAAUUUCAACAAACGUCAGAUUGAAAAUAUUCUUAAACAUUGCCGUAUUAAACCAUCCAAUUUACAAAUUGAAAUUCAUGCUAAUUUUCCUAACACACAAUUAGUUGAAUAUGCGCAGUCGAUUGGUUUAACUGUAACUGCUUAUGCUCCGCUUGGGUCACCUGCUGCUUCACCAGGAAGAGUUGAUUUACUCAUGGAACCUUGGGUUUUACAAAUCGCUAAACAUCACGGUAAAACACCGGCCCAAGUUCUCUUGCGUUAUUUAAUUCAAAGAAACUUGAUAGUGGUUCCAAAGUCCGUAACACCAAAACGAAUUGAAGAAAACUUUCGGGUAUUUGAUUUCCAACUUUCGAAGGAGGAAAUGCAUGAAUUAAAUACGAAAGGUUUAAAUGAACGUCAAUUCAAAUUGUUGAAAAUGGCUGGUCAUUCGGAAUAUCCAUUCAAAGACGCUUAUUGA